AUCAAUAAUAUACGCAACGCUGACGUGUAUUUGUCGGUACUCUCUGGAUUUUCCCAUUUCGCAUUUUCCAGUUGUCUAAGCCGAAAUCGUUUAACCCCAGUUUUGGCAAUUCAGCAAAAUUUGUUGAGCCAUAGGCGGAGGGUGACGCUGAAGGAACGUGACAAUGUCUGGCGAAAUCUCUAUGAUCGGUUCUGUUAUCCUGGCCCUGUUCCUGGCUGGUUAUCUGGGUCAGCAGUACCUACCUCCCCCCAAACCCAAAGUGAUCGGCCUGGACCUGGGCACUACCUUCUGCUCCGUGGGCGUCUUUCACCCCGGCAGCGGAGAGGUGGAGGUGUUGGCAGAUAAAAUGGGGAGGAAGAGCAUCCCCAGCGCCGUCUCCUUCACCACCACGGCGGUUCUGGCUGGACAUGAAGCCGUGGACUUAGCCGACAGCAACCCACAAAAUACUGUCUAUGAUGCCAAGAGAUUCAUCGGGAAGAUAUUUGAGUCGGGGGACUUGGAGCAGGAGAGUGCCCGUUACCCCUUUAAGGUGAUCAACAACAAUGGAAGUGCAGAGUUUCAAAUCUCCACCAACCAUACGUUCACUGUCAGCCCAGAGUUCAUUGGGUCCAGACUGCUGUUGAAGAUGAGGAAGAUGGCGGAGCAGCAGCUCGGUGUGCCCAUCCAGAAAGCUGUCAUCUCCGUGCCUGCAGAGUUUGAUGAGAGGCAGAGGAACUACACGGUCAGGGCUGCCGCUCUUGCCGGCUUGGAGAUCCUUCGUGUGAUUAAUGAGCCCACAGCGGCUGCCAUGGCUUAUGGUCUGCACAAGGUGGACGUCUUUAAUGUCCUGGUAGUUGAUCUCGGCGGAGGAACCCUGGAUGUGUCUCUGCUUAACAAACAAGGAGGCAUGUUCCUCACCAGAGCCAUGGCAGGAAAUAACAAGUUAGGAGGCCAAGACUUCAGCCAGAGGUUGUUCCAGUAUACUUCAGAGCGGAUCCGACAAGAAUUUGGCAUUACACCCACUCUCAAAGAGGACAUCCACCAUCUUCGGCAGGCUGUGGAAGCUGCCAAGCUCAAACUUACACUCCAAACCAGCGUCGGCAUCAAGGUGCCGUUGCACCUUCACACCCACGACAGAUCUGAUGCACCUGAAAGUGCUGCUCCCGCUCCGGUUCUCUUCCAAGCUGUUGUCACGCGUGAGCAGUUUGAGGAGCUCAACAAGGACCUCUUCCAUAAAAUUCUGGCUCCUAUUGAGACUGUGUUAGCUGAGGGCCACCUGGAUAAAGGAGAAGUGGAUGAGAUCGUUCUGGUGGGAGGGUCCACCAGGAUACCGCGGAUCAGGAGACUGAUCUCUGAGUACUUUGGAAAAGAGCCCAACACAUCUGUCGAUCCCGACCUGGCUGUGGUUAUGGGUGUGGCCAUUCAGGCUGGCAUCAUGGGCGGCUCUUGGCCUUUACAAGUGAGCGCUAUAGAAAUCCCUAACAGACAUUUGCGCAAGACGAACUUCAGCUAAUAAGUGAAUAAUUAUUAAGGUUAUAUUAUUGACUGUUUGAUUCUUUUUCAGUCUAUAGAUUUAAGGAAAAAACAAAUAGUUGUCGGCUAAAUUACAUGUUUGAUAAUAACAAAAAAACUGUUUAUCACUCACUAAAACAUACCAACAUCCAGUUUUACAGUGAACAACUCUUCUCACUGCAGAUAUUAUCAGUCAGUGUCAAAGUGGUGACACCUGCUUUUGUUGUGCAAUUUUCAGCAGAAAUGCACAGUGAGAAGCUUCUCUGUGUUUCUACUCCUCCCUUCAGUCUUAGGGGAGAGGCUGAUGUGGUAGAUACUUGAAUGGUGUUCAAUUCAGGGAACCACCACUCAUCUCAAGGUUUUAGAGAUAAGGUAGUCCUGUUCAAUUAUUUAUGUAUUUAUUUAUUCCCAUUAUGUGCGUAUGGCUGUGUGUAAAUGUGUGUAUUUGUUUUGCAGGCCUUUUAAUGUUUUUAAUUUUUUCCAUCAACGAUUGACAUUUAGUGUGCUUGUGCCUUGUCAGAAAGCUGCUGAAUUGUUUGUGAACCUCUACAAGCUAGUAGAGACAGAGGGCUCUGGGUCAUGUUGUCCCUAAAGGGAGUGGAGGUAACUGUGACAGAGGUGCCCCUCAGUGUGAAGAUGAAGAUAUGCACAAUUAACUAAAAAUAAAUUCACUGCAAUAUAGACUAAUCACCUCAUACACCAGUAUCCUGGUGAGAGAGUCCACCGUGAACAGAUGGUGUGUGUCAGGAAAAGCCUUAACGUUUACUCAGUACUGUACCACCUUUUGAAAAAGACUAAUUAUUUGACCCUGAGGGGAAUGGGGUCACUCAGCGUGCACUUUAAAGACUUGUCUGCCAAUUCUUUGUACAGUAGUGCAUUUUUUCUUUGAACGCCAGUAAUGUAAGUGCAGAUAUUGGUGUUGCACAUCAAAGUUGGGAGCAACAGCCUGUUUGCUGCUGUAUGUAUAGAAGAUUUUCUGUGAGAGACCAAAGUGUUGCUUACUGUUACCUUGUGAAAUGUUCUGUUUUCCAGGCCCAAACAGCGGUUUCACCUUCUGGUGGAUCAUGGACUGAUUGUUGGAAGCUGAUUUCAGUGAAACUCUCAGACCUCUGUAUUAACAGUUUGGUGUCACCAUGUUUUUUUUAACAAGCAGUGAAGGUAAUAACGCCCCAAAACAAAAAUUCAUAACUUAUUUUUGCCAAAUGUGUUUUAUGAAUGUUUUAUUUUCAAAUAUUGUUAUGGUCUUGGAACCAAGCGCUUCAUGUAACAAAUCCUAUGAUGUAAAUGGUACGCUCAUUGCCUUUGAUACUGUAAUAAUUAAUUUUUAAGCACAUUGAAGUAAGCAGAUGAAAGAGCUAUUUUUGUAUGUACAGUUUAACUAAAUUGUUAUUUAGCCUAAAUAAUCUGCCCAUUUCUUCAUUACAGUCUCUUUAUUUUAUGCUCUGACCUGUGUUCUUUAUUCAAGCUUUAUAAUAUACAUUUACUAUACAUACAUACAGAAUAUGUAAAAUCUUUCAGCUACAUAUGUUUCAACAAACAAAUGACUACAGCAAACAAGUGUAUUAGCAGAUUGUAAUGUUUAUUUCUGAGGCACAUUAAUACACAAAAACCCCACACACACAAAUGGCGACAUCCUUCUGAACUUGUGCCACCUGUUGUGACCUGUAGUGUCCCUUCAGUGAUUCUGGAGCAUUCACAUUCAGCGUCCACUUCGUUUACCUUUACAGCCUUUAGUUUUGCACAAGAAACAAACCACAAUUUAACACGUCUUGCUUGCUGACACUAAAAUAGCAAACUGAAGUCACGUUUAGGAAGUGAAUCAACUUCUGUCACAACCAGGUUGCUGCUACUGUGACUAUCAAACCUCACAUUGUUCUUGUCUUCGUUCACUGGAGCAUGAUUCACAUUGAUUCUCCUGUUACGUACAAUAAUAAUCCACAAAGCACUGCACAUGGGGUAACGAUGCAUACCCAGCCAGAAUACCCUCAGUACACCAUACAUUUAAAAAGAAACUAUCCAAAUGCAUUCACAUUAAAAAGAUCACAUUAAAAAAUCCGUUUUCACUGGUUCUUGUUACACUGGGAGCACAGCUCACAAGCUACUAGCUCAUUGGUCAGAAGUAGAGGGGGAGGGCCUUCAGCGUCCUCAAAGUAGUUAUUUACAUAGACUAUGUGAAUUUUUCACCUGGAGGACAAGGCAGGACUUUUGUAAACAGCUUGUGUUUUUUUUCUUUAAAGUAUAAAUAUUAUUACUUUUAUGAACAGCAGCACAGUAGUGCGCAGACACUGAAGGCAGGAGUGUAACGAGCCAUCGACUUUUUGCCUUAUACUGCAAUAAAGUCUUGUAAAAAAAAAAAAAAAAAAAUGCUUCAGCUAAGAAUAUAAACUUACAGUGUUUAAAAUAAACUUAGUGAAAUUUGUAAAGGCUCUGGACACUCGAGUUUAAAAAGAAGCAGGUCGGGAACUCGGUGACGCCACUCAGUCACCCACAGUUGUCCAUCAACAAAAAGUGCGUGCAGUCCCGUUUCAUACACACAACGUCUGACGAGCAAAAACAAAAUGUAUUUACAUGCUAUAUACAAAGCAACCGGGUGGCUGUUUCUCCAUCAGUCUGUUAGUUGUAGCAUGACGGCGGAGGGGACUUCGCUCUGAAACAGGGAUGGUGGUGUCAGUGUUGCCGUCUCCAUCACACUUCAGCAGGUUCACACAGGCCAGGUCACUGGCUGAUGGCCUGAUUGGUGUAGUAGUCGUAGCCAUUGUCCACGUAAAACUCCUCAGCACUGCCCACUCCAUUCCUCACCUC
Betta splendens (Siamese fighting fish) is the source of this 4293-nucleotide messenger RNA. RefSeq names its product heat shock protein 70 family, member 13 (gene hspa13). Gene Ontology annotation, biological process: vesicle-mediated transport; protein refolding; cellular response to unfolded protein. The transcript is spliced from 5 exons. Bases 164 to 1492 code for a protein of 442 amino acids. Gene Ontology annotation, molecular function: ATP-dependent protein folding chaperone; ATP binding; misfolded protein binding. The record is from RefSeq and is a predicted model, not a curated record. Gene Ontology annotation, cellular component: cytosol; nucleus; cytoplasm. NCBI's taxonomy places the organism in Eukaryota, Metazoa, Chordata, Actinopteri, Anabantiformes, Osphronemidae.